GUUUAUUGGAUCCCCCCCCCCCACUAGAAAGUUUUCUGCGGGCGCCCAUUGGUACUAUAGAAUGGGCUUUAUAGAUUGGGCUCUAUGGAAAGGGCUCUAUGGAAUAGGCUCUAUGGAAUGGGCACCAUUGAAUGGGCUCUAUGGAAUUGGCACUAUAGAAUGGGCACUAUAGAAUGGGCUCUAUGGUAUGGGCUCUAUGGAAUGGACACUAUGGAAUGGGCUCUAUGGAAUGGGCUCUAUGGAGAUGACUCUAUGGAAAGGGCUCUAUGGAAUGGGCACUAUGGAAUGGCGUGUAUAAAACGGGCGCUACUUAAUGGGCUCUUUUGAAUGGGCUCUCUUGAAUGGGCUCAAUGGUAUGGGCUCUAUAGAAUGCUCUAUAGAAUGGGCUCUAAGGAAUGGGUUCUAUGAAACGAAGUCUUGUUAAAUGGGUGUAACCUAUCGGGUCUGGAAUGUUUAGUGUAGGAGGUGAAGAGGAGGAAAGAAAUGGAUAUGCACAAGUGUGUAUACGUGAUAAAAUUGCUCAGACGUGUGUGUGAUGAUUGUUGUGUGUUUGUAUGCGUGUUUGUGUGUGUCGCAUGGCUUCAUAAGUGUGUAUGUGUGUCGGGAUAUGAUCAACACGUGUCUAUCUAAGAAAUUUCUUUUAAUCUAACGACUAACGGUUGUGGCUGUUCUGUUUUGUUUGUCGAUCAGCCAAGAAAAUGUGUUUAUCUGGCAAGUUAUUCAAUCCCUCUGGCCAGGCUUUUGUCACGCUAAAUAUGUUUUUUUUUAAAAAUGCCCCAUCUUUCCUACGUCAUUUAAUCCAUGAUGCCUGUGGACAAAAAUUGUUUGUUCAAGGACAAAGAAAACUCUUCAGUGUAUGUUAUUUAUUUUGCUUCUUUUGAUGUUUGAGAGUUGGAUGUAUGUCAGAAAGGUUGAACUCCAUCUUAGUAAUGGUAAUAAAAUUAUUAUAUUUUUGUUUAUGGAAAUCAAAACACAUUAACUACUACAGUUUGAAAUGUUUGACAACUCAUUCAAAAUAUUACUGCAGUGAAAACAACUGGUGGUUUAUUGAUGAAUUUUGUGUUUAUUGUUAUUAGUUUUUUUUGCUUCUGUCACUCAAAAAAAUUCAGGGAUUAUAAAAUGCUGAAUAAACUAUUAUAAUUUAAGAAAACGUUCCCAGCCAUUCAUUAUUUUGAAAUCAACUGGACAGCAGUCAAGCAUCAACAGUGUAUUUAUUAGUAGUAAAAAUUCAAAAUGUUUUUAAUGUUUAUUUAUAUAAAAUCUUAGAGUCCAAAAAUAUUUAUUGAAUAUCUUGAUUCGAUUUUCCCCACCCUCUCCCUCUUCUCUCUCUCUCUCUCUCUCUCUCCCUCUUCUCUCUCUCUCUCCCUCUUGUCUCUCUCUCUCUCUCCCUCUUCUCUCUCUCUCUCUGCUAGCAAAGACAACAAACGCGAUGGUCGAGGCUUUAUGAAAUGGAUGAACCUCUUAAUGAUUGGCUCACCUAUAUUCCAGGCACGUGACCUAGUUCAUUAUUUAAGUGAAGUACCGUUUCAUGUUUUUUCCUCAUCAAGUCAUCGUAGAGGUUUUAAAAAAAAAUGUAAAUAAAUUAAUUGACGCGAAUUUUAUUGAAGCCAUCAAAAUCAAAGUGCUGAUAUCCCAUAGUACGAGAUGAAUAGAUCUAUCUUUUUGUAUGCCAAAUUUAAUAUCUUCGACGAAACUUUAAAGGAAGUUGCGAUGUAUUUAUAUUAAACUAUUCAAUAAUAUUGUAGGCCUUCCUCCAGGGAAAAAACUCCUAAUCAACAUAAAGUUCGUUAACCUUAUGGGAUCAUAGGUCAUAGCUUAUUAAAACAAAAUCCAAAGUUCAUCUGACAUUUGUGUUUACUUAACAACCGUUUAAUAAUUAUAAUAAAACAAAUAGUUUGUGGAACUAAGGAUAAAAUGUUUGCUUGAAUCAAUGAUUAAAAAUGACUUUUCUUUUUUUGUAUGUUUGAACUUUUCUUAUCGUUUGUAUGUUGGAAAUGUUAUCAUCGGUUGUUUGUUUGAACUUUUCUUGUAACGUGAUGAUGGUGGAGAUGGGGUAAAUUAUUUAGAUUUCAUUGAAAGUUGUUACCAGGAUUGUAACAGACUGACUUCUGCCAAUGUAAAGUGGUUUUGAGCAUAAGCAAGGGGAGAGAAGCAAUACAACAAAUGUUUUGGGUGAGAAGCGUAGAAAUGUUAACUUUUGUGAUUCAAAUUGCAUACAUUCUAAAACUAUUGUAAAUAAUAUCAGCUCUUUUUUUUUUCUCUGAAAUCAUCACACAUGAAGAUUGUCUUAUUUCAAUUAUGUGAUCAGUUUUGAUUCAAUGCUCUCGAUUUGAUGAAAGUUCUUUCCCUUCGCCUACAUAAAACAAAAAUUGUUAAACCUACCUACAAAUAUGUCAACUAUUUCUUUUAAAUAUUUCAACUCUCAUUCCAAAU
Molecule: messenger RNA, 2433 nt
Organism: Lymnaea stagnalis (great pond snail)
Lineage: Eukaryota; Metazoa; Mollusca; Gastropoda; Lymnaeidae
Source: the annotation of a GenBank genome assembly